AUGGUAUAUCGCAGCCUAGAAGGGAGUCUUGGCUCUCUGGAUGCCGGGUACGAGAAUGUGAAUCAAAUCCUAAAAGGUGUUGAUCGUGAAUAUACAACAAGUUGGCAAAUAAUGUUCAACAUGGAUCUUUCAGGCAAUACACUUGUCGGUGGUAUACCUGUUGAGCUAACUGCUCUUUCUAUGUUGAUGGGUCUCAAUUUGUCUAAUAAUCAUCUAAGUGGGCGUAUUCCGUACAACAUUGGAAACAUGAUGAAAUUAGAAUCUCUGGACUUCUCAAAAAAUGAGUUGACUGGGGUAAUCCCUCUAUGCAUGGUAGCUUUAAACUUUUUGAGCCGCUUGAAUUUAUCACACAACAACUUGUUCGGACAAAUUCCAAUAGGAAAUCAAUUGCAGACCCUUGAUGAUCCAUCAAUAUAUGUUGGGAACAAAGAUCUAUGUGGAGCUCCGUUGCCGAAGAAUUGCUCUGGUCAUGAAGAUCCAACAAUGGACAAGAUGAAAAAUGAAGCAGCUGAUGGACCUAUGAAGGUAUGGUUUUACAUGGUCAUAAUGUGUGGUUUUGCAACAGGGUUUUGGGGUGUUAUUGGAGUUUUGUUGUUCAAGAAGCAGUGGAGACAGAAGCUUUUCAUGAUUGCAGAGGAAACCAUUGACAAGAUGUAUGUUGCAGUUGUUGUAAGAGUUGCCAAGAUGAAGAGAGGAAGAGAAGCCUUAUAG
Messenger RNA from Lactuca sativa (garden lettuce), 711 nucleotides. RefSeq names its product receptor-like protein EIX1. Gene Ontology annotation, molecular function: protein binding. The record is from RefSeq and is a predicted model, not a curated record. NCBI's taxonomy places the organism in Eukaryota, Viridiplantae, Streptophyta, Magnoliopsida, Asterales, Asteraceae.